Messenger RNA from Eriocheir sinensis (Chinese mitten crab), 2505 nucleotides. Its product is annotated as ubiquitin-like protein 7. Gene Ontology annotation, cellular component: cytosol. Bases 231 to 1400 code for a protein of 389 amino acids. NCBI's taxonomy places the organism in Eukaryota, Metazoa, Arthropoda, Malacostraca, Decapoda, Varunidae. Gene Ontology annotation, molecular function: polyubiquitin modification-dependent protein binding. The transcript is spliced from 9 exons. Gene Ontology annotation, biological process: ubiquitin-dependent protein catabolic process. The record is from RefSeq and is a predicted model, not a curated record.
AGCAUAGCCGGCUUUUUUUUUUAUCAGCCGCUGUGUUCAGUGAUCCCACAGCCUAACUAGCCCCCUAAAACACUACGAAAGAAGAAAGAAGCCUUUGUGUUCCAGAGGCCUUGGCUACGCCCACUCAGGACACGUCAGAUUUACGUCCUGUAUGUACCCCUGCAGGCCCUGGGCUUGGCUAACUGGCUUGCGGUGUUUGUGUUGUGCCAGUCAUCAGCUGAUCCGCGAACAUGGCGACGCUACACCUCGGACAGCGGCUCAUGUCUCGUAAAUUAGAGCGCCUCACCCUGGAGGACGUGGACCUGAGUGACACAGUGGACUCCGUGAGGCAGAAGGUAGCCGCCCAGACCAACACCUCGCCGGAGAAAAUAGAGCUGGUGCACUGUGGGGUUGUUCUAAAGGGCUCGGAUUCCCUGAGCGAUGCAGGGAUCACCUCGGGCGCCAUGAUCCACUGCCUUCCAAAGCCUGAGGAGUUCAUCCCGACAGCUGUCCCGCUCAGUCUGCCGGAAGUUCAAACUCUACUUGUGUCUCUGAGGAAUGUCACAUCACGCCCAAAUUUCCGAGAUUUUGUCCAGAAGCUGCGCAGGCCAGACAUGGUGGAAAAAAUUCUAAACCAGUGCCCGAUUGUAAGGCACGACCCGGCAGCCCUGGCCAUGCUGCAAGACCCUGAGCUGUUCCUGGGCCUCACCAACCCGGACAACCUCACCAGGCUGGUAGAGUCCUGGCCAGGAGUAGGUCGCGUGGCGCAGUAUAUCACCUCCCUGUCCCCCAGCGAGGCAGCCUCCCCCCGCCGCUCCCACCAUGUGUCCUACUCCAUGGACGCACUCUCUGACGACGACCAGAUGGAGGCAGACCAGUCCGAAGACUCGACAGGGGGAGGUGGCAGUCGGGCGAGUGGCUCUGUGCCGUUCCAGCCCAUCACACCCGCCCAGUUGGCAGCAGCUCUCGCCAGUGCCACAGUGUUGAUGCCCCCAGGAGGUGUAGGUGGCAGCAGCAGCAGCGGGGGCAGCAACAAUGGUGUGGUGUCCGGGCAGCCGACCAGUGCCCCGCGCAGCAUCCCCACCACCCCCUCCAUGGCCACCACCACUCCCUUCAACACUCCGGCCUUCUCCGUCGGCGCCCCCACCGCUCCUGGACCCAUCACCCAUGAGAUGUUCAGCAACGCGCUCCAGAACGCCUUGGCUGCCUCGGCUAGCAGGGCGUCCGGACCCCCUUCCUCGUCCUCUUCGUCAGGUCCUCCCUCCACAGUCCAGAUCCCCAACAUGGAGGAAUCCCUACAGCUCAUGAGGGAGAUGGGGAUCCCUAACGACGACCUCAGCAGACAGGCGCUACAGGCCACCAACGGGGAUGUACAGGCGGCUGUCAACCUUAUAUUUGCCCAAUGGAUGGCCGAUGACUAGAGCCUGUUGAUGGAUGUCUAGGCAAAUGGAACACAACAUGGCCAGGAAAGAAGGAAUGCAGAGGAUCAUACAUACACCAAUCCAUGAACCAGUCAUCUUUAAUACACAGGUAACAACCAUACAUUAUUUAGUCUUCUGCCAAAAAUAUACACAAAUAAAAUGCAAGUCCUGAGAUGGGUGCUAACCUUGAUUCACUCUAAAAGCUAAUCUUGUAGUAUUUUAGCUUUAUUUACCAUGUUGAAGAGCAGUACAGAACCUAUCACUAAGUCACAGCCAAGAGCUUUGUCAGAUAUAUUGUUUGGUGGGGUGCUUGUGCUUUCUGGAUGGAUGAAACAAUGCAAAAUAUGUCUGGGUGUAUCAUGAAUGAGCUAAGUGGAAAUGAUUUGUUUAAUGAGGUGUGUGGUGAGAUGAUUCAAUGAAAAAAGAUGAACACAUUGCUGCAGCACACAUGAGCACUCGUGUUAUGUCAUCACCACUCCCUACUAAACCAUAAUUCCUGUAGAAGCACCCUUUGGAGAACACUAAAGCUCACAGGAGGAGGAAAUAACCAUCAAUGUGUAACAUAAAUUCCCAUUAAAUUCAAUUAUCUGCAUAUCCUGCUUCUCUCUAAUAGUUGUUUUCAUUAAAUAUGAUUCACAUAAUCAAAAACAGGACCAAGAACAAAAUUCCACCUAAUUCCCUUUCUGAGUGAAAUACCAUUACACAAGACACUUAAAACAGUCAAGAAAGGAUGUUAUGACAGCUGUAUCAAAUUAUUUAUGUGAGCAAUACUAUCCUUAGGUGAGAGCCACUUAGCAGAAGCCACUAAAUUUAACAUCUGAAAUUUUCUCAUGCUUAUUGAUGCCAUACUACUGAAUUGAAUAUAGAUGUUUGAAGGUUUGUGAAGCAGAAUGGUAUUGGCAUUGGGUUAAAAUGUUGACAUGUAAGUCUGUCCUUAUUUCACCAGAUAAUUGAUUACUGCAAGUUUAGUGUGGCACAAGGCAAGACUUUCCUUGGGUUUCUACAUUAGUCUGGUGCCAGUACAGCAAAUGGUGUUGAGUUCAGUGCAGGCCUAGACCAAGUGUGAGACAAACACACAUGUACAGCACUAUUAAGGCGAAGAAGU